Heteronotia binoei (common prickly gecko) is the source of this 1182-nucleotide messenger RNA. It is a transcript of the gene NEDD8, whose product is annotated as NEDD8 ubiquitin like modifier. The transcript has 4 exons. Bases 595 to 834 code for a protein of 79 amino acids. The record is from RefSeq and is a predicted model, not a curated record. Gene Ontology annotation, molecular function: ubiquitin protein ligase binding; protein tag activity. Lineage: Eukaryota; Metazoa; Chordata; Lepidosauria; Squamata; Gekkonidae. Gene Ontology annotation, biological process: regulation of proteolysis; modification-dependent protein catabolic process; protein neddylation. Gene Ontology annotation, cellular component: cytoplasm; nucleus.
AAGUAACAAGUACUUAAUCGGUUGGCUUGUCACCACACUACUUUGGCACUUGAAUGUACAUGUUUUGGACAUUUGGACUGGUUUCUAUAUAUUUCUCAGUAAAUUCGUAACGAGCUUGCAUUUUUGAUGGAUUAUUCAUAAAAACGAUUCAGUAAAUAUGAAGAAUCUCUCGAAAUCUUGACACUCUUACUCGCUUAAAAAAAAAGCUUUGGAAGAUUUUUUUUUUAUUAUUGACCAUCGCCCGGCCUCAGGGGAAACCUCGCAGCAUACAGUUUGAAGACCGAGAAAGACUACGACCCCCAGAGUGCACUGCGGCAGAAAGGCGUUAAAAACCGUUCCUCGGCGGGACGCCGUCAGGCAGCAAAACCUUUUUUUGUUUCGCGCGGCGGCUCGCCUGAACACGUCCCUCCGUGUUUCUCAUUAUCAAGGGACGGGAGUUUGGAGAGUUUUUAUCAAUUUUAAAAGCGGCGGGUUGGGCGUGACGCCGGAAGUGACGUCGCACAGACCGCGUCCUUGAGGGAGCCGUAGGCGCAGGCUGCGGGAAUUGUUUCCGGGGUCAGGGGUGGGCGUGUAGUCGGCGAAGAGGCGAUCACGAUGCUGAUCAAAGUGAAGACCCUCACCGGCAAAGAGAUCGAGAUUGACAUAGAGCCCACAGACAAGGUGGAGAGAAUAAAGGAGCGGGUGGAAGAAAAAGAAGGCAUCCCUCCCCAGCAGCAGCGGCUGAUCUACAGCGGCAAGCAGAUGAACGAUGAGAAAACCGCAGCUGACUACAAGAUCCAGGGCGGAUCGGUGCUUCAUCUGGUCUUGGCUCUGCGAGGGGGAGGCCUGCGAUGAUGGACUCUCUGCCCUCCUUGUGUGCCUCCCUCCCUGACCCUCCCCCGCGCUCCACAAUGGACAGAUCCGUUCGCGACCCUCCCACGCCCCUCCUGCUUCCAGGAGGACGGCCUCUCCCUCCCGGGAUGCUUCCGCAAGCCGUUGUUGGAGGGAGGCACUCUUGAGGAGGGGGUGCCUUUUCAGGGGACACAGCUCCCCCCUCCCCAUUGGCCUCGGUUCUCUUCCACCCAGGCAAGUUCCUAGGAGCUGCUUGUUCAUCCGCUCAUUUCUUGGCACCCCUGUUGAAAUGUUCCCCCCGUGCCCCGCGUUGGAAUGGCUGAAUGUUCAAUAAAGGUCUUUCAGAACCUU